This is a messenger RNA of Oryza brachyantha (malo sina), 941 nucleotides long. Its product is annotated as calmodulin-binding protein 25-like. The record is from RefSeq and is a predicted model, not a curated record. Bases 15 to 710 code for a protein of 231 amino acids. The transcript has a single exon. Gene Ontology annotation, biological process: response to osmotic stress. Gene Ontology annotation, cellular component: nucleus. Gene Ontology annotation, molecular function: calmodulin binding. NCBI's taxonomy places the organism in Eukaryota, Viridiplantae, Streptophyta, Magnoliopsida, Poales, Poaceae.
CAUUCCAGCGCAAGAUGGCAAACCGCUGCGUCAGCCUCGACGCCACCUGGGCCCACCUCCCCGCUUCCUGGCUCUCCGCCAGCGACGACGCGCUCACCGCCGCGCUCUGGGCGUCCAUGGCGCCGGCCGGUGCCGCUUCCUCGUACAGCUCCGCCUCGCCGACGCCGUCGUCCUCCACCACCACCUCCUCCGCCUCGGCCGAGAUCCUCGCCGCCGCCGCCUCCUCGGGGCGGCCUACCGCAGGAGCGCGUGCGGCGGCGACGCGGGUGACCGGGCGCGUGUCGAAGCGGAAGCCGCGGCCGUCACGGCGCGCGCACACCACCUACAUCAGCGCCGACCCGGCCGACUUCCGCCGCAUGGUGCAGGAGAUCACCGGCUUCCCCGUCCCAGGCGCCGGCGCCGGCACCGGAACCGCCUACGCGUCCGCGUCCACGUCCUCGGCCCCAUCCCCAUCUCCCCCGCCUGCGGCGUUCGCGUGCGUGCUCCCGACGCUGGACACGUCCGCGUUCCUGCUCGACAGCGCCUCACCGCCCCCGCCGCAGCAGCCGGAGCGGAAGAGCACCACCACCACCGCCGCCACCACAAUGGCCUCUACCGCUUCGGUGGCGGCGGCGGCGGCGGCGUCGUCGUCGUCGCUGCUGCAGGAGCUGGAGGCGAUGAUGAUGAGCGCCUCCGCCUUCCCGACCUUGGAGAGCUGGGAGGCGAUCUGAUUGCGACCAUUUCUUUUUUUUUCCCUUAAAAUCUCAGGGUUUUUUUGGUCCGUCCGAUCCGCGGACAGGACGGCUGUGGGUUGCCCUUUCCUAGCCAGAGGAUGAUGAUGAUAUGAUGAUGUAGCGUAGCACUAGAAAUCAAAUCAAUUUCUCUCUUCUUAGUGUAAUUAAUUUUUUAUUUAAUGUUACUAGCGCGUUCUUGUUUGUUCAUGCCUCCGUUUAGUUAGUUAA